UUUCCCAUCAGAAAUCUCAUGCAAAUUGCUGGUUUUUAUAAUACGAAUGCAUCAUGUGCAUAAAUAAGGGGUGCAGAGCAACGGCAGAGGAUUGAGGCAACUGCACCACCAGCCACUGAGCUCUGCCUCCCUCCGCCCCCACCCCUUUUCUCAGAGAACAGGACGUCCGAACAGAGAAAAAAUCAAGUGCAGUUCGCAGAUUUUUUCCUCUGCAAAUUCUCUGGGAGGCGGUGGAGGGCUCAGCUUUUCUAGGGGGCGCAGAUCUCGAAGCCCUUCCUCUUCAUUCCUCUCUCUCUCUCUGCGAUCUACCACUCCGAAAAGUCCUGUAUUGUCCUCUGUUCUGGUUGCUUCUCCUAAAAGUUCUCCCUUCCUCGUCACCCAUCGAUCCGUCUCGCCCUCUUCAUCGACACACAUUGUGCUUCAUCUUCAUUCGUUUGCUUUGGUUACUCAAAAGGGUCCACUCCAACUUCUUGGUGGAGCAAAUCUACACUCAUUUUUGCCUCAAUCCCUAAUUGGGUAGUGGGAUUUCCAUUGCUGUAAGAAUAAAGGGAGGCAUGGGCAUGCUCUGCUUCUUCACCAAUUCCCUCACUGUGCUCUCCAGCCUUGUCGUCCUCUCCAUUUCCAGAGGUGCUUCUGGGGCAACUUUCACAUUUGUCAACAAGUGCGACUUCUCAGUCUGGCCAGGGAUCCUAUCUAGUGCGGGCAGUCCCAAGCUGGCCAGCACCGGAUUCGAGUUGUCUAAAGGCGGCUCGAGGUCCUUCCAGGCGCCGACAGGGUGGUCCGGCCGCUUCUGGGGGCGUAGCGGCUGCGAUUUCGACGACUCGGGCCGUGGCUCAUGUGCCACUGGGGACUGCGGCUCCGGUGAGGUCGAAUGCAACGGAGCCGGCGCGACGCCGCCGGCUACUCUGGCAGAGUUCACGCUCGGCUCCGGCUCUCUGGACUUCUAUGACGUGAGCCUGGUCGAUGGGUACAAUUUGCCAAUGAUUGUUCAAGGCACUAGCGAAUCAGGUGCUUGUGCCACCACCGGAUGUCAGACAGACCUGAACCUACAGUGUCCAAAGGAGCUGAAGGCUGAGGAUGGCACGGGGUGCAAGAGCGCCUGUGAGGCAUUCGGGAGCCCGGAGUACUGCUGCAGCGGCCCAUACAGCUCGCCUGCCACCUGCAAACCUUCAAUGUACUCCCAGAUAUUCAAGACGGCAUGCCCCAAAUCAUAUAGCUAUGCUUAUGAUGAUGCCACUAGUACUUUCACUUGCAGUGAUGCUGAUUAUACCAUUACCUUUUGUCCCACCUCUCCAAGCCAAAAAUCCGCCGCAGAUUCUUCUCCUCCGAAGACAAACGGAACAACAGAGAAUCCAGAUACAGGAUCAGAUUCCGGGUCUGAGUCUGGGUCUGAGUCUGGGUCUGGGUCUGUGUCGGAUCCUGUGCCGGUUCAGGAGACUGCAUUUGCCGCUUCAUGGCUGGCCAAUAUGGCAUAUGGUGACUCUACUAGAACCCAGCCUCCCACAGCCGUUCAAUUAGCAAUUUCUCUAGCAGUCUCUCUCACCCUCCUUACCAUCUCACACUUGUAGUCCCUCUGUCUUUCUUUCACUUUCCUCCCACUUCCUUGCAAAACCAUAACAUAAAAAAGGAUGCCCAAAACUCAAGGGAGAGGAUUUCGAUGUGAUGGGAAUUUGCUUGGAGAGGAAAAAAAGGUUGGCACAAUCGAGAUUGUAAACCUCUACCUUCCCAUUUCUGCAUAAUUAAUGGUGAUCUUACAAAGUAUUAGAUAAAGCAUUCAUUUUGGAAAAGGGAAAGAAAGAUGUCUCUUUUUGUUUCUCUGGCAGCCCUCUCCUUUCGUUUCAGCUUGUCUAUGGGGAGUGACUGAACCACUAUGCCUGCAACUGCUGGAGUAAAAGCAAAGGAAUCAAGCUGCAAAGCAAAACAUUUUGGACCCAGAAAAAGGAAAAGAAGAAAACAAAUGCCUGGAAAUUUUUUAUGCUCUUUCUUUGCCUUUUCUUUUUUCAAUUGGUGGGAGGGGAAUGUGAGGACGAGAAAGCGACUGCCUUUUGGAGGUGAAUCUCAGUGGGUGGGUGCAGUGGAGGAUGGUGGAAGUCCACUUUGCGAGAGCUACAAGCCUCGUGAAUAAAUAAUAUGAUCCGUCUCUCUCUAAGCUGAGGAGAAGCACUUGGGACUAUGCCUUUGCUUUUACUUCAAGAUUUGCUCUGCAAGAUGAAGUGGAAUAGGGUAGAAAUUCAGCAAUAUAGGCACGCCUAGAGAGCGCCCUUU
This is a messenger RNA of Eucalyptus grandis, 2265 nucleotides long. Its product is annotated as thaumatin-like protein 1. Gene Ontology annotation, biological process: defense response. NCBI's taxonomy places the organism in Eukaryota, Viridiplantae, Streptophyta, Magnoliopsida, Myrtales, Myrtaceae. The coding region runs from base 555 to 1568 and encodes 337 amino acids. Gene Ontology annotation, cellular component: extracellular region. The record is from RefSeq and is a predicted model, not a curated record. The transcript has 4 exons.